Molecule: messenger RNA, 2286 nt
Organism: Trematomus bernacchii (emerald rockcod)
Lineage: Eukaryota; Metazoa; Chordata; Actinopteri; Perciformes; Nototheniidae
Gene: trub1
Product: TruB pseudouridine (psi) synthase family member 1
Exons: 8
Coding region: 42-827 (261 amino acids)
Biological process (GO): tRNA modification; mRNA pseudouridine synthesis
Cellular component (GO): mitochondrion
Molecular function (GO): pseudouridine synthase activity; RNA binding
Source: RefSeq, a predicted model, not a curated record
AAGAAGAGUAUCACAUGUCAUGAAGAAGAAAAAAAACAAGCAUGGCAAGAAUCAUCAGCAGCAAUAGUUCCUUAACUAAACUACAGGCUUUAAAUGGAUUGUUUGCGAUAUAUAAAAAACAAGGGCCGACUUCAGCAAACGUGCUGAACUCUCUCAAAGAAGUUUUACUCAGGGAGGCUGGUGUCGAAAACCCAAACUCGCGGAAGAGGAAGAAGCAGAGCCUGAAGAUGGGGCACGGCGGAACGCUGGACAGCAACGCGUGUGGGGUUCUGGUGGUUGGGGUUGGGAACGGGACAAAGAUGCUCACUACGAUGUUGGCUGGCUCUAAGAAAUAUGUUGCUGUAGGGCAACUGGGCAAAGCAACAGACACUCUUGAUGCCGCUGGCAGUGUGGUGCUGGAGAAAGACUUUGAACACGUAACCAGGUUGGAAGUUGAGGAGAAACUGAAAACGUUCACUGGUGACAUCAUGCAAGUUCCUCCACUCUACUCUGCACUGAAGAGGGACGGCCAGCGCCUGUCUGCCCUGCUGAUGAAGGGCCACAAGGUGGAGGCCAAACCAGCGCGGGCUGUCACCGUGUACAACCUGACCCUGCAGGAGUUCACCCCCCCGCUCUUCACCCUGGAUAUUGAGUGCGGUGGUGGAUUUUAUGUCAGAAGUUUGGUGGAUGACCUGGGAAAAGCUCUGUCGUCAUGUGCUCAUGUGAAGGAGCUAACCCGGACCAAGCAGGGCCAGUUCACCCUGGAGGAGCACGCCCUGCAGGAGGAGCAGUGGAGUCUGGAGCACAUCCUGAGGGCCCUGCAGCCCUGCCCCGAGGCCCUCAGCUGAGCAGGAGCCUGUGGCCACAUGGAGCAUCUUCUGUCAAAAAGCAGCAUGGCCGGACAAUAAGGAGAGCCUACUCCUGGCGUUCCAUACCAAAACAAAUCACAGCGUUUAUUUUAAAUUGUUAAUUUCACAACUGUAUCUGGACAACUCAUCACCGCUGUUGUAUGACGGACUAGCAUCGACCCGUUGGAUUUUAUAACGGGUUUGUGCCACAAUAUAUUUGUUUAAAAUGUUUUUUUACCAUGUACUUCCACGAGAAGAUUCUUGCUCUCAUAUUUGGAAUGAAGGAGCUUCAGCGCUCAGUCUGACAGCCGCAGAGCAAGGCGACAGAAGCACAACACUCACUGGCAGCAACAUCCAGGGUCUUCUCAGACCAUCUGCUCAAAUAAAUGGGCCUUUUGGUCUUUGUAAUGUCUCAAAGACACAGCCUAAAACAAGCUUCUACUGUGAUGUCACCAGCUUUCUUCUGAAACGUACCGAAAAUAUUUUGGCGUCAUACCCACUCUCCUCAUUGGAAACGAUUGAAAUGACAUUGGGCACAGGCCCAAAGUCAAGACUCACCUGCUCAGCUUCCCAGUGAAGAGAACAUUCCGUUAAACCUGUGGGUGUUUUACUUAAAGAAACACUUAUGUGGUGUCUGUCACUCAGCAGGGUCGUCUGCCAAUCUGAACCACAAACGGAGCCUGAUGCCACGGCCGAUAAUGGGCAAGUGAUGUUGAUCUCUCCUGGGGAGCAGGUGGCACCUCGCAGGAAGCCUCUACCUGAGAACGUGUGAAUGCUGACUGAGUGACUGUAAAUACUACAAAGUACUGUAUAAAUACAGACUACUUAAGGUGUUCAGCAAAUGACAAAUUGAGACAAACUUCAUAACCAGUUGUUUUGGAACUCAAUGGACUCAGAGAGGAAUAACCCAGUGUAACUCCUCUCAAUAUAAUCCUUUUUGUCUCUGAAUGACACCCUAUUUACAUUUUAGCUUCCUUCUCUCACUUGUUUAUUUCCCUCCUUGUAUUAUGAAGCUGCAUGAUGGAAUCAUAGUAUACAUACAUUCCAUCAUUUAAAACAUGUUCACAGGAACAAAAGAAUCAACAUACUGUUAGGGAAGAUUGCUUGACACACCACAGUUUAAAAUGUGUUGUCCAAUGUAAAACAGGCUAACCGUGUAAAGAAAUGGAGAAAGUCCUUUCACACUGGAGGAUUUCUGAUUUAUGCUGAACAGAUUUAAAAUAUUAGCUUAUUGUCUAUUCCCUUUACUAACAGAGUUUCUUCUUGCAGCCACAGUAUUUUGGGAUAUUCUAAGAUCAGCAAAACUUUAUUUAACUUGAUUUAUAUUUUUGAUCUGAUGGGAUGUUCAGUUAUGAAAAGGAACCUUUAGUAAAGCACCCGUUACCUCUUCUGUAGCACUACUGGAGAAGACACUUGAGUUAAUUGUCAUGCAAAUAAAAACUAUUUCUGUUGCUCCAAA